Molecule: messenger RNA, 5596 nt
Organism: Oncorhynchus gorbuscha (pink salmon)
Lineage: Eukaryota; Metazoa; Chordata; Actinopteri; Salmoniformes; Salmonidae
Product: pleckstrin homology-like domain family B member 1
Exons: 24
Coding region: 16-4701 (1561 amino acids)
Biological process (GO): regulation of microtubule cytoskeleton organization
Cellular component (GO): basal cortex
Molecular function (GO): protein binding
Source: RefSeq, a predicted model, not a curated record
CACCUGGACUCUAGGAUGAUGCUCAAGAUGGUCCGCUUCAAGGAUCCUCAUGUGGCAGAGGGGGUGAUUGACAACGCAGUAGAUAUGGACAGUCUGAACAGGAACCUGCCUGAGUGUGGACGGCAAACCCAUCAGGUGUUACAGAGCACGCCACUGGAUCUGUUUGAGAGUGGCAAGGGGCUGAAGGUCCAGGCAGAGCGCCCCCAUCUGGUCAGUCUGGGCAGUGGCCGUCUCAGUACGGCCAUCACACUGCUGCCCCUUCCUGAAGGCAGGACCACGUUGGGCCAUGGGGCGAUGGACAUCAGCAUCCAGGGCCCAGGAGUUGCCGCCCAGCACUGCUACAUAGAGAACCGGGCAGGGAUCAUCACUCUCCACCCCUGUGGGAACCAGUGUGCCACAGACGGGCUUCCUGUCACCAAACCGGUCCGCCUGUCACAAGGCUGUAUGCUGUGUUUUGGCCAGUCAGUAUUUUUCCGCUUCAACCACCCAGAGGAGGCGUUCAGGAUGAAGAGCAUGAUGCCAGGGGGAAGCAAGGGCUCCGGUGGGAACUACAGAAUCCACUCAGACUCAAAGAGCCUGGUCAAUGGGAACCAUCAAUCAGGAGCAUCCCAGUCGCACCACCCAGCCCCCGGUGAGAGAGUCCCACGCUCCGAGCAUAGUGCCAUCGUCAGCUCCAUCGAAAAGGACCUCCAGGACAUCAUGGACUCCCUAGUCAUGGAUGAUCCCCAGCCUUCCUCUUCAGACUCAAAAAAUCCAGACCACCCCAUCCCCCACUCCCCGCUGUCCCCCAUGGUCAACGGAGGAGGCCGCUACCUCCUCUCCCCUCCCACCAGCCCGGGGGCCAUGUCAGUGGGCUCUAGCUAUGAGAACACCUCCCCGCCCUUCUCCCCUCUGUCCUCUCCCUCGGCGGCCAGCAGCGCAGGCAGCUACACCAGCCCUUCUCCCAGCGGCUGCCUGGACCCCCAGGACCUAUCCCUGCCCCCCGUGCCAGUCCGCUCAUCCAGCUACAACUACACAACUACACCACCCAUCCCCCAGCCAAGGACCAUAAUGACAAACUACAGCCCCGGUGGUGGGGUGCAGAGGGUUCCUGAGAGCCCCAGGCUCCAGAGGAAAUGUCUCCUGGAGGCCCCCCAGAGCCCCAAGCCGGCCCGCAGAGGCCAGAGCCUGGACAGCCCAGGGGUGAUGGGUUCAGAGAGCCCCAGACUGACCCACCUAUCUGUUGCAUCAGCCGAUGCCGGGUACAUGGGCAGGAACGCAGUGCCAAGUAACCCCAGACUCACCUCCAAUUUCUCCUACGCCGCCACGUCUUCCUCCCCAUCCAGUCCCAGGACGAAAGCGGGCAACAUCCUCCAGGAGCGUCCGGCCAGCCCCUUCAGAGAGCAGGUGGACCGCUCCCUCACCUCCAGCGCUUCCAGACAGCUGCUAUCCCAGCCCAGCAGGGCCUUCCAGCCUCCCCUGGACCCCAUCGUCCACAUAAUCCAGGGGGGCUCUCCACUCCAGCAGCACCACCCCUUUCCCCACCCUCUCACGCUGCAGCCACCAAAGAGCCCUCGGCUCUCCCACAGGAACCUCGACCUCAGCGGCGGUGGUGGCAGCAGCAUGAGGGAGCUCCCCCCUCUCAGCCCCUCCAUGGCUCGCAGAGGUGUGCCUGUUCUCCCGGGGGCUCUGCCUGGAAGUAUCCCCAUGUUGAGAACGCCCGAGAGCCCAUCAUCAUUGGGGAAGCUGGGAGUCCCGGAGAGCCCCGGGCUCCGACGCAAGGCCGGCUCCCCCCCGGAGGACCAGUUUGGCGGUAGUGUGGUCCGAGCCCGCAGCCCCUCCCCUACCUUGGGGCUGAUGAUGAUGGAGAGCGGGGGAGGGGGAAGGAAGGCCAGCUUUGGGAACGCCCUCUCCCCUGCUUACAGCCUGGGCUCCCUACCUGGCUCUUCGCCUCUCGCCAGCCCUAGGGGCCAUAGGAAGAUGUCCGGGGGCCCCCGGGAUCAGAGGGGCCCCCACCCGGGCAUGCGGGAACGGAAAAACAGCAUCUCUGAGAUCAGCGACAACGAGGACGAGCUGUUGGAGUACCACCGGCGCCAGAGAGAGGAGAGGCUCAGGGAGCAGGAGAUGGAGAGACUGGAGAGGCAGAGGCUAGAGACCAUCCUGAACCUGUGCGCUGAGUACAACAAGGGCGACGGGCCCUUUGGAGGCGAGACAGAGGGGAGGAUGGGCUUCCCUGGGGGCCUGGGACCGGGGGAGGGGGCGGCCAGGAGACCCUCUAUGGACAGCUUGGUGGGGGCCGGCUCGCUGCAUCGUAGCAUGGCCCAGAGACAGCAGAGGGAGAGCGAUGAGGAGAACCUCAAGGAGGAGUGCAGCAGUACAGAGAGCACCCAUCAGGAGCAUGAGGAGCAGUCUGUUUCUGGCGGCGUGGAGCGGACAGAGCUGGGUUACCUGGAGGACGAGAGGGUCAGAGUGCUGGCCCGAGUUGACGAGCUCAAAUCACAAAUCACAGAGCUGGAGCAACAGCUACAGGAGUCCAAGCAGGAGGCAGAGAUGGAGCGGGCCCUGCUGCAGGGGGAGAGGCAGGCAGAACUGGACCAGGUAGAGGCAGAGACGGAGAUCAUCGGACAGCUGCAACACAAGCUCAACGAGCUGGAGAAUGCCAUCCAGAGGGAGAAAGACAAGGAGGGAGAAACCCUGGAGUCAGAGACAAAACAGUUUGAGGACCUGGAGUUCCAGCAGCUGGAGAGAGAAAGCAGCCUGGAGGAGGAGAGGGAGACCAUCAGCCAGCAGCUGCUGCAGGAGAGGGCCGAGUACCACACCAGCGUGGCCAAGAGGAAGGACAAGGUGGCAGCUCUGGAAGGCCAGGCCAGUCAGCUGGGACAGCAGGCGUCUCAGGAGUGUGAUAGGCUGGCUAAGGACAGGAACCUUACCCUGCAGAUUCUCCAUAAGGAGAAAGAGAGGCUAUCGGCCUUAGAGAAGAGGUACCUCAGCCUUACCGGAGGAAGAUCUUUUCCUAAGUGUUCCAGCAACAUGAAAGAGGAGUACAUGAAGCUAUCUGAUGUCUAUGAGAAGUUUGGGAGUGAUUGCCAUGACACCCAACUCACCACCUCUGCUCAGCACGGCCUCUCGCUCACCCUAGAUGCAGCUGUACCCUGCGAGGAGUACGUGACUGUGGGCCAGUUAACUCAGUUCUUUGGGAUGCCGAAGGUCGAGUCCUCCCCUACCUCUCCUCUCCGGCCCCUCCAGUCAGGAGCUGGAGACCCCGCCUUCUCCUGCCUCUCCUUUCGUCACGGCUCCUCCCCCCCUCUCUCUGUUGAGUAUCAGCCUGAGUGCAGUAGGCCUCAAAUCCCCACUCUCGAUUUAGAGCAGUGGUACCAGGAGGUGAUGGCUGCUGUGGAGAGCAGCCAACACUGCCCCCCUCCCCCUCUCCCAGCUAAACCUCUCUCCACUCGCAGGCCUAUGCAGGUGUUCCGUUCCAAGCUGGACAGUGAUGCUGGACAGACGGUACAUCAACCCAAAGCAGGCUCCGGAUCCCAUCUGCAGUACGUAGCCACUACACUGGGACGCAACACGACCUCCAAGAGCCCACUGAUGGUUCCCAACAGUACAGGCAGUUUGCCACGGAACUUGGCUGCCACCAUGCAGGACAUAGAGACCAAGAGAGCGCUAGCCUUACAGCAGAAAGAGUUCUCCUUGCCUUCCACGUCUGAGUCUCCCUGCUCCACCAUGGACAAUCCCACAGACAGACAGAUAGACAGACAGACCACUCAACCUGGGAGUGGGUUUGGUCUCGUGUUCAACUCAUAUAAACUCUCCCUUCUUCUCCAUGUUCUUGUCUGUCUCCAUCCUCCUGCUGAGAAUCAACAAUGCAUGCAUUUGGUGGAAGCAGUGCUUUUCAUCUGUCGGGGCCACCUUUUGUUCCCCUUACAUAUAUGUUGUAUGUUUGAUGUAUGUGUGGGGCCUGGUUUCAUCUGUCGCAUGGACACCAGCGUCUCCACAGGCAACAACUCGGCCUGCUCCCCCGACAACAUGUCCAGUGCCAGUGGGAUGGAUGCGCUGAAGAUCGAGGAGAUGGAGAAGAUGCUGAAGGAAGCCCACCUAGAGAAGGCCAGGCUCAUAGAAUCCAGAGAGCGAGAGAGCCAUGCCCGUAGGCAGAUGCUGGAGGAGGAGAGGAGGCGGCGCGAGGAGGCUGAGAAGAGGCUGCAGGAUGAGACGGUGCACAGGCAGCAGCUGGUGGACAAGGAGGUGAAGAUGAGGAGCAAGAACUUCUCCCAGGCCCGUCCUAUGACUCGUUACCUGCCCAUCCGCAAGGAGGAGUUUGACCUGCGCUCCCACAUCGAGUCAUCCGGCCACAACGUGGAGACCUCUUACCACGUGAUCCUCACAGACAAGAUGUGUAAGGGUUACCUGGUCAAGAUGGGCGGCAAGAUCAAGUCGUGGAAGAAACGCUGGUUUGUCUUCGACCGCCUCAAAAGGACCUUCUCCUAUUACGUUGACAAGCACGAGACCAAACUGAAAGGAGUCAUUUAUUUCCAGGCCAUUGAAGAGGUUUAUUACGAUCACCUGCGUAGCGCCACGAAGAGCCCCAAUCCCUCGUUGACCUUCUGUGUGAAGACUCACGACAGACUCUACUACAUGGUGGCCUCUGCCCCGGAGGCCAUGAGGAUAUGGAUGGAUGUUAUAGUAACUGGAGCAGAGGGCUACACGCAGUUCAUGAACUAAGAGACUUGUGUACGGUGGCCUAGCAGUGAAACGAUCAUAAGGAGACUGCUGGGACACACUUCAAUAGACUCAGGCCUUAUCCCUCCCAGUAUUGGGAAAUUGCCUUUUACGUUCAUUGUAUCUAUUUUUUAAAUCACUUUACAAUAGACGUUUUCUACUUCUGCCCGCAGAUUGAAAAAGACACUGUAUAUAACCAAUGUCAGACUUUCCGCUCAAAAGCCUUUAUUUUUGCCAAAUUGAGUGUUACAGGCUCUUGCUUGUGAGACCUACUUUGUGUAUCAGUGUCUAAUAGUUCCCUUUCUUUCCUUACACUGGAAUAGUGGAGAAUAAACCUAAUUGAAACCAGUGAGGAAGACGAACUGUUGAGCCAUCGGCUUACUGCUGAACUAGAUUCCACUAAUGUUGCCAAGUCCUGAUGACAGCCAUUCCACUGAGACCAAACAGUACAAUAAUGCUAAUCAGUCUGUGCCUUGAGGUCAUAAUCCUAGUCGGUUAUUGUCACUGAACAGUUCCAGCCCCCCUGUAGAUCUGAUUGGAUAGGUGGUAAUGUCAUGAUCUGGUAGCUUGACGUUUUAAAGGAUGCUGAAUGCGUUUAGGUUUAUAGUACCUCAGGCAGGUUAACCAUGUCACUCAAGUGUGAGAAAAGACCGUGAUAUAUUUUCCCCACACCGUAAUGGGUAUAACUAAAUGUUCAGUGUUAGAAAAAGGUUUUAUACUGUAAAAUGUCACUCAUUCAACCAGUGUCGUACAAAAAUACAUUUCAAAAGAAGUCUAAUGGCCAAAGACACUGUAGAACAUAGCUCCCAUCUGAAACACCAUAUGUUGACUGUACACUUUCAUGUAUGGAUUCUCAAUUCAGAUCUAUUAAACCAGACUCUGUAACAUUUGUUUUUAA